GCCCGCGCGAGCAGCGUCCCUCGAUAAAAGUCGGGCAUCGUCGCGGCGGGCGACGACGUCACCCGCGCUCGUGAAUUAGCUCCGCAGGGCUGCGGGGCGCGGGCACGGCGCGGCGGUGACCGCUCAGGUGCAUCCCUGGUGAUCCCUGACCAGGGGACGGUGACGCUGGUGUUGUGCUGUGUGUCCCCCCGAGUGUCGCGUGUGCGGUCACGAAUGUCGAGUGAGUGAUGGGGGGCUACGCCUCCCUCGCGACGAGGGCCAUGAUGAUGGGUUGCUAUGGACUGGAGCCUCCGUCGGCGGCGCUCUUCUUCAGACAGCAGCAGCCGCGGCAGCCGCGCGGUGACCGGCACCGCCCGUGACGGUGACGCCUCGCCGGCCAGCAUCUCGCCCUUCAGCACCCGCAAGACGGUCUCUCUGACGCUGUGCGUCAUCUCCACGGAGCAAGUGGCCCAGAGCGCGUUGGUGGCGCCUCUCGCCGCCGGCCAGGAAGGACGGGACGAGCAGCACAAGGGCCGGAAGGAGGAGAGAGGCGAGCGCGACAAGGAGGACCAGGAGAAGAAGAAGAGGGGCAAGAAACAGAAGGCGGACGGGGAGUGCGACAAGCAGAAGGGCGGCGCCCAGAGGAAGAAGUCACCCAUCGAGAAGUUCCGCGAGAGCCUGCUGCACUGGGGCCGGUCCAAGGCCAAGGCCAGGCGCGGGAUGAGCCCGCCGGCUCCGGCCGGGGCGCGACCAGGCCAACGGCCGCCGUCGCCGCCCCUGGCCCUGGCCGCGGCACCGCGGCCGGCCCGCCCGUCGUCCCUGGGCCUGACGGUCAUCGGCGGCCCGGGGGCGGGGGCGCCGCCGGAGCCCCGCCGGGGGAGCCUCAACCAGGGCAGCCUGGGGCACGUGGACGAGGCGUUCAGGGCGCUGGACCAGGGGCCCCAGCUCAGGCCGUAUGCCGUGGGGGCGCCGCUCAGGGCGCCGCUGGGAGCCUCGGAGGAGGUGGACAAGAUCCCGACGGGGCCGCCCACCGCGACAGGCGUCCACAGGGAAGCGGAGCCCACAGUACAGAGGAUCCUGGUGCCGGGUCACAGCGACCCGAAUCAAGGGGUGCGCAGCGACACGGACAGCAGUCGGGGCGACAAGAAGAGCCAGGAGCCGAUAGAGAUCCUCAUACGAAUCCCAGACUCCAACGCGCAGCAGCACGACCGGGACAUCACGGUGAAGAAGCAGGACGGACAGCGGACAGAGGAGGGCGCCGACAAGGAGAGCGGCCAGGAACGGACAGGUCCAAGGAACAGCGCGCUGGAGGUACAGCAGCCGCAGCCGAGCAAUCAGAGACGCACAGCUACAGGGAGCAUCGCACAGGAGAUACAGCAACCACGGGAGAGCAGUCAGGGGCAGACAGCUCCGCGAAGCAGUACAUGGGAGGGACAGCAGCCACAAGCAAGCGAUCAGGUGCGGAUAGUUUCAAGGAGCAGCGCACGGGAGGAACAGCAGCCACCAACAAGCGAUCAGGUGCGGAUAGUUCCAAGGAGCAGCGCACGGGAGGGACAGCAACCGCAGGCGACCGAUCAGGGGUGGACAGCGUCACGGAGCACCGCACGGGGGGAACAGCAGCCACCAGCAAGCGAUCAGGUGCGGAUAGUUCCAAGGAGCAGCGCACGGGAGGGACAGCAGCCACCAGCAAGCGAUCAGGUGCGGAUAGUUCCAAGGAGCAGCGCACGGGAGGGACAGCACCCACAAGCAAGCGACCAGGGGAAGACAGCUUCACGGAGCAGCGCACUUGAGGAACAGCAAUCACAAGCGAGCGAUCAGAGACGAAUAGCUCCUUCGAAUAUCAACGACGUGCAGGGAGGUCAGCAAAGACAGCGGAGCGAUCAGCAACGGACAGUUGGAGAGAGCUUCGGCAAGCGAGAUGGUUUUAGAGAGGUGCAAGACCCGGCUGGAAAUCUCCGGUCACGACGCCCGCACUCUCCACCAGAAAGCGUCCCAACGAAUCAGAGCGUCUCGCCGCAUCCGACCAGCACCGUGAAGCACCCGACGCCCACGGCGACGUCUGCCUCGCCGAACCCUGUGGCGCACCACCCCUCGGCCUCGUCGGCCCGCACCAGCAUCGCGUCGUCAUCGUCCACAACGUCCGUGUCGACGGGUAGCUCCGGUGGCAUUGCGGCUCGCAAGGUCGUGACGAAGGAAACAGCGGCCUCCAAGAUGCCACCUCCUGGAGAGACAGUGGUGGCCCACACCACGACCGCGACGUCACGAGGCCCUACGAGUGUAUCCUCGUCCACCGAGCCUUCCCGGACUGCACCCAACAGGCCCGGCCGCGACGCCCAGCAAGUGACGGAGGCCAGGGCUGUCCCCACCUCGACGACGAACCGUCAGGGCGGUGCAGGCUCCACCAGUGGUUCUAGUGCAGGAAAGGCGUCAUCCGGGAACUCCGUGUCGUUCGCCGGCAACCAGGAUCACGCCAGUGCAGUGCGCCCGAGGGAGCCUCCACGGCCUCGGUCACCGCACCCUGGCGGAAGAGGUACCACCCCGCCGCCGAGGACUCCGACGCCACCGCCACCCCCUCCCCCGAGGACGCGGACGCCGACGUCACUCGAGGCAGACGCCGGGUCGUCGUCGUCCUCCUCCUGCUCGCACCAGGGUACCCAGAGGCUCACGCCAGACUCUCAGCAGCGGCGGCACUGCGGCGCGUGCUCACCCCGGAAGGGGUCGGGGCCCGGGACGGCGUCGGGGGUGGGCUGCGAGACCUGCAAGCGCGCGGGCGGGCGGGCGCGCAGCAAAGAGGGCCGCUCUGCGGGUCCAGCGCCCGCCAUGGACCGCAAGCCUCUCAGCCCACCCCAGACGGCGGUCACCUCCCCGCGCACAUCGGCCCGGGCGGAGGUGCAGAAGCAGCGCGCCCACAGCGCGUCGCCGGCGCGGAGGAUGACGCCGACGGCGGCUGGCCAGGGCGCGCGCGUCCCCCUUGCGCACCUGGCGGCUAGGAACAGCGGCCAGCCGAUCGGCAGGACGCUCAGCUGCCGAGGUCCCCGGACCGCCGUCCACCAGGAAUCCACGCCACCGCUGAGCCCCCUGUCGGUGCAGCUACAGGGACCGCUGUCGCCGGGCUGGGACCUGGUGGCGCUCGAGAUGGAGGUGCAGGAGCUGCGCCGCGAGCUGCAGGAGCGCCGUGCCGCGGAGCUGCGGCUGCGGAGGGAGAUCCACAAGCUCAGGAGCGUGCUCCAGCAGGCCACAAGCUUCUCCCAGGACGGCGAGGGAGGGGACGUGGCACGCGAGGACGGCGUCAGCGGGGACGCCCGGGAGGGCCUGCUUCUCACGUCCCUGCAGGUGCGUCACGCCAUGGCCGGCGGCCGUGCCACCGGUUGCGGGCCGGGGGCGGCGCAGGGGGCGGCACAGGGGGUUGCGCAGGGUGCUGCGCAGGCCACGGCGCAGCAGGGGGUGGCGGCGGCCUCCUCCUCCAAGAAGCAGGGCGUGUCCGGGGAGAGCUCGGACCCCGGAAGCUCGUCCGUGACUCAGGCCACCUUCCCGAAGGACUUCCGUUCGCAGCAGCUCAUCAAGGCCGCCAUCCUGGACAACGACUUCCUCAAGAACCUCUCGCGCAGCCAAAUCCGGGAGCUGGUGGACUGCAUGUACCUCCAGAGCGUGACCAGGGGCAGCUACGUCAUCCGGGAGGGGGAGGCAGGAAGCCACCUGUACGUCCUGGCGGAAGGCGAGAUGGAGGUCAUGAAGGAGGACACUGUGCUGGGCCGCACGGGGCCGGGCAAGGCGUUCGGCGAGCUGGCCAUCCUGUACAACUGCACGCGCACCGCCAGCAUCAGAGCCGUGACAGAUCUGCAGGUCUGGGUCCUGGACCGCAAGAUGUUCCAGCAGAUCAUGAUGCGCACCGGGAUGCAGCGCAUCGAGGAGAACCUCAGCUUCCUGACCUCCGUCCCGCUGCUCAAGAAGCUCUCGGUCGGCACGCUGCACAAGAUCGCCGACGUCCUGGAAGUGGAGUUCUACCCGGCGGGCAGCUACAUCGUGCGUCAGGGCGCGAGCGGGCACACGUUCUUCAUCAUCAGCGGCGGCACCGUGCAGGUGACCCAGAGGGUCCCAGGCACCGUCGAGGAGAUGGUCAUCCGGGAGCUCGGCCGUGGCGACUACUUCGGGGAGCAGGCGCUGCUGCACGACGACUUCCGGACGGCGAGCGUCAUCGCCACGGCGCCGGGCGUGGAGUGCCUCACCCUGGACAGAGAGUCCUUCUUGUCGCUGAUCGGCUCGCUGAGCGAGCUCCAGGAGAAGGACUAUGGCGACGAGAACCGGCAGUUGUCCAGGACGUCGUCCUCGUACAGCGUCCACUCGGACCUCUCCCCGACAGCCGACUGCGAGGUGGAUCUGCUGCGCCUGGAGGACCUGCAGGUCGUGGGCACGCUCGGCGUGGGCGGCUUCGGGUCGGUGCGGCUGGUGGUGCCGGCGGGUACGCCCGGCCGCAGCUUCGCCCUCAAGUGCCUCAACAAGAACCACAUCGUGGCCACGGGCCAGCAGGAACACGUGCUCGGCGAGAAGGACAUCCUCAUGUCGGUGCACAGCCCCUUCGUCGUGCGCCUGUACCGCACCUUCCGGGACGAACGCUGCGUGUACAUGCUGCUGGAGGCGUGCCUCGGCGGCGAGGUCUGGUCCAUGCUGCGGGAGCGCGGCCGCCUGGAUGAGGAGGAGGCGCGCUUCGCGGCCGCCUGCGUCGUGCAGGCCCUCGAGUACCUGCACGCCAGGCGCAUCAUCUACCGCGACCUCAAGCCGGAGAACCUCGUGCUGGACGCGCGCGGCUACGUCAAACUGGUGGACUUUGGCUUCUCAAAGCGGCUGGUGGACAGCAACAAGACGUGGACCUUCUGCGGGACCCCCGAGUACGUCGCCCCGGAGGUGAUCCUGAACCGCGGCCACGACCGCGCCGUGGACUGCUGGGCGCUGGGCGUGCUCGUCUUCGAGCUGCUGACCGGGGCGCCACCGUUCUCGGCCGCGGACCCCAUGCGCACCUACAACUUCAUCUUGAAGGGCAUCGAGUCGGUGGCGAUGCCCGCCGCGGUGGGGCGCAGCGCCGCGCACCUGAUCCGCUCGCUGUGCAAGGCCGUGCCCGCCGAGCGGCUGGGGUACCAGCGCGCCGGCCUGCAGGACGUGCGCCGCCACAAGUGGUUCCAAGGGUUCGACUGGGAGGGCCUGGUGCACCAAACUCUGCAGCCUCCAAUCGUUCCCAAGGUAUCUGGACCGACCGAUAUGUCAAAUUUCGACACGUCCUGCAAGGAGGAGGAUACGGUGUUGUCUGAACUGUCUCUAUGGGAAGCGGACUUCUAGUGAAGCACGCGGAUGGCAACAAGCCAAGUACAGUAUGGUUAACCAGAAGAAAAUUGAUGUAAAUGGGCAUAACGAAGAAAAGAAAAGUUGACAAGUUGAUUCAAAAUAUAUUACACACAAUAUGAGUAGUGAAAAUAAUUACUUAAAUGCCUUGAUUUCCUGGGCAAUGAUCUAUUUACAGGUGAAGGAGAAUUAAAUGAGAAUUACCAUAUCAAUAACAUAAUAAGAUUGUACAUACAAUGGUGUUAAUAAUUUACAUUGAUUCUGUACAGUCUUCCAGUUU
Frankliniella occidentalis (western flower thrips) is the source of this 5593-nucleotide messenger RNA. Its product is annotated as serine/arginine repetitive matrix protein 2. Lineage: Eukaryota; Metazoa; Arthropoda; Insecta; Thysanoptera; Thripidae. The transcript is spliced from 15 exons. Gene Ontology annotation, biological process: protein phosphorylation. The record is from RefSeq and is a predicted model, not a curated record. Gene Ontology annotation, molecular function: ATP binding; cGMP-dependent protein kinase activity. The coding region runs from base 277 to 5310 and encodes 1677 amino acids.